AAUCUUAUCCUUUUUAGCCUUUGACCCAUGUCCCAGCUCAACCGUCUGACCGCUUUUCUCGGCUGAAUCUAGAAGUUCCGGCAAAGAUGGUAGCCGGGAAGUCGCCGGAGACUCUUCCUUCCGGCUGGUCCGAGUAUGUAAAAGUUAUAAAGGGUAGAAAUGUCAAGCAUUAUAUAGAUCCAGUCAGUGGGUAUGUAUUUUUUUCCAAACCGGACGCGGUGCGCUAUGUACAAACAGGUGAUAUUCUAAAGUGCUUAAAAAGGCCCAAGAGAAGGGACUCUUUGUUGGAAACUGAUAACGAAUCUCAUAAGAUACAAGAAUCGUCUGAUAAUGAAGUGUCUCAAAAUGAGAAAUCUACCAACACUGAGGAUGAGGAGGGCUCCAUAAAGAAGAUAUCUGAAGGUGAGGAUGCCUCUGUAAAGCAGAUAUCUGAUGGCACGGGCAAGCAACCUUCCAAUGUUGUUUCUUCUGUUUCGGUUGAAGGCAAUUUAGUGGGUGAGAUACCACCCGGGUGGGUUACGGAAAUCAAAACAAGAGUACACGCUUAUGGAAUACGGCGUUACUCUCAUUAUGUAGACCCUGUUAGCGGAUAUGUUUUUCGAUCCAAAAAGGAUGUGAUGCGCUAUGUCCAAACAGGCGAUAUCGAAAAGUGUGCAGUAAGGCCCAAGAAAAGGGACUCCAUGUCUGGAACUAAUGACCAAUCUCAUGAGAUAAAAGAAUCGUCUGGUGAUGGUGUGUCUCAAAAUGAGAAACCUACUAACAGUGAGGGUGAGGAGGCCUCUAUAAAGAAGAUAACUGAUGGCAGGGGCAAGCAACCAUCCAAUAUUGUUUCUUCUGUCUCGGUUGAAGGCAAUCUUGUGGACGGGAUACCACCAGGUUGGGUUAAGGAAGUCAAAACAACAAGACGCGGGUCUAGAAUAAGACGUGAUGCGCUUUACGUAGACCCUGUAAGCGGAUAUGUUUUUAGUUCCAAAAAGGAUGUUAUGCGCUAUGUAGAAACAGGUGAUAUCAACAAGUGUGUAAAGAGGCCCCAGAAAAGGGGCAUUGUGUCCCGAACCAAUAACGAAACUGCUUCCCUCCAUUCAGCUUCUUCCUCCGAUAAGGAAAUGGGUCAGAAUAAUUCACCCGAUGGAGAUGGAGAGGCAGGAGUCACUGUUUUGGGUAGCGCCACUGUGCCCGAAUCCAAUUCGACGAAAUCCAAAAAGAAAAAUUGCCUUGGCACACCGAGUAAGUUCUCUAAAAGACUUGCUAGGUUCAACCCGGAAGAAGUUGCAGGUUUGAGUCACGUAGGCGAACGGGCUCUUCAGCUUGCCACCAGAAUCGGUGUUGGAACAGAAACAACAAACAUGUCAUCUGCCCAAACCCCUAACGGUCCCACUCCGGAUAUUCACGACAUUGGGAAUUCCGUUCAUUUCGAAGUGAAUUCAUCUGCGGUCACAAGUUCUAGUGGGGCCAAGGCAAACAAAGCCGAACCGGAAACAGAGAACCGCUACCCGAGAUUGAAUUCCAGUGUGGUCAAUACAAAUGAAGCCAAACCGAAAGCAGAGAACCGAAACCCGAGGUCGAGUUCUACUGUGGUGAAGACAAAUGAAGCCGAACCGAAAGCAGAGAGCCGGAACCCGAGAUCGAGUCCAAGUGUGGCCAAGGCAAAUGAAGCCAAACCAGAAACAAAGAACCGGAACCCGAGAUCAAGUCCAGGUGUGGCCAAGACAAAUGAAGCCAAACCAGAAAUGGAGAAUCGGAACCCGAGACCGAGUCCAAGUGUGGCCAUGACAAAUGAAGCCAAACCAGAAACAGAGAACCGGAACCCGAGAUUGCAUCCAAGUUUGGCCAAGACAAAUGAAGCCAAACUAAAAAUAGAGAACCGAAACCCGAGAUCAAGUUCUACUGUGGCCAAGACAAAUGAAGCCGAACUGAAAGCAGAGAGCCAGUACCCGAGACUGAGUCCUAGUGUUGCCAAGACAAAUGAAGCCAAACCAGAAACAGAAAACCGGAACCCGAGAUUGCAUCCAAGUGUGGCCAAGACAAAUGAAGUCAAACCAGAAACAGAGGAUCGGAACCCGAGAUUGCUUCCAAGUGUGGCCAAGACAAAUGAAGCCAAACCAGAAACAGAGGAUCGGAACCAGAGAUUGCAUCCAAGUGUGGCCAAGACAAAUGAAGCCAAACCGGAAGAAGACCCGAGAUCGCAUCCAACUGUGGCCAAGACAAUUGAAGCCAAACCAGAAGCAGAGAACCGGAACUCAAUACUGAGUUCUAGUGUAGCCAAGACAAACAAAGCCGAACUGGAAGUAGAGAGCCUGAAUCCCAAAAUGGAAGGUUCGGGACCCAGGUAUCCGUUCGGGAAUGGUUGGUCAGACCCGUGUUUGGAAUUCGCAUUCAAAACGCUUACCGGGACAAAUGAAGCCGAACCGGAGACAGAGAACCGGAACUUGAGAACGAGUUCUAGUGUAACCAAGACGAACAAAGCCGAUCCGGAAGCAAAGAGCCGGAACCCGAAAUUGGAAGAUUCCGCACCCGUGUUCCCAUUCGGGGACGGUUGGCCAGACCCGUGCUUGGAAUUCGCAUUCAAAACGCUCACCGGGGCAAUACCAGUGGAGGACUUCCUGCUGUGCCGUGGGCCCCGCCGGGACCCUUUGUUGUUUCGCGAUGACAUGGCAUCCCAAUCUGCACCGCCGGCGAAACGCCCGCGGAAGGAGGGCUAAGGCUGAAUUUUGACUCCUCCCAUUGAAAGGUACAGCCUUGCUAAUGUUGUUGUAUCAAACAAAGUGUUUUUUUCUUCAAUGUUGUUUUGAACAUCUGCAGUGAAGAAAUAGUACUAUACUAUAAUAUACUAAUACUAGGAUA
This is a messenger RNA of Cuscuta campestris, 2844 nucleotides long. The record is from the annotation of a GenBank genome assembly. NCBI's taxonomy places the organism in Eukaryota, Viridiplantae, Streptophyta, Magnoliopsida, Solanales, Convolvulaceae.